AGUGCGCACACCGCGGCCGCCGCGCGCACGUAGCUCCACGGUGUUGAUAAACAGGCGGGCGAUAAAACGGCCCCGCGUCGGCCGACACUUAAUUCUCGACGUUCCGACGCGUCGGCGACACACGGGGUAAAACGCAGCAACGACGGCGUCGAUCGUGGAGAAGGUGAGGGAAGGGGCGGCGACGACGGCGGCGGUCCUGGCCGAGGAGCGGCGUCCCCGGGCUCAUGGUGGCAGCGACGACGAGCGCGGCAACGUUGAGGUUAUGGACAACUUCGUGAAAAUCGAGAAGAUAGGGGAGGGCACGUACGGGGUCGUCUACAAAGCCCGGGACAAGCUGACCGGCAAGCUGGUGGCGCUCAAGAAAAUCCGUCUAGAGACGGAAAGGGAAGGCGUUCCGUCUACCGCCAUUCGAGAGAUCUCGUUAUUGAAAGACCUCGCUCAUCCAAACAUCAUACAAUUGUUCGAUGUCGUAGACGGCGACAAACAUCUGUAUCUCGUGUUUGAAUUUCUGCAGCAGGACCUGAAAAAGCUGCUAGACUCCGUUAAGGGGGGCCUAGAACCAGCUCUCGUCAAGAGCUACCUCUGCCAAUUGCUGAAAGCAAUUUCCUUUUGCCACCUCCGUUGUAUAUUGCACAGAGACUUAAAGCCGCAGAAUUUACUGAUAGAUCGGGAAGGUCAUAUAAAGCUGGCCGACUUCGGAUUAGCCAGAAUGAUCGGCGUACCCGUUCGCACUUACACACACGAGGUCGUCACCCUUUGGUAUCGCGCACCAGAAGUUCUCCUGGGAACUAAAUUGUACACUUGUGCGCUGGACAUAUGGAGCCUCGGUUGUAUAUUCGCAGAAAUGGCAACCAGGAGAGCUCUGUUUCCCGGAGACUCCGAAAUAGAUCAGUUGUUUAGAAUAUUUCGCAUGCUCGGCACACCGGAUGAAACGAUCUGGCCGGGGGUGUCGCAGCUUCCGGACUACACGUCCCGAUUCCCAAGAUGGGAGGUGGCUGACAUAGGCGACGUUUUACCCGCUUUCGACGACGAUGCCAAAGACUUACUUUCAAAAAUGCUGACGUACGAUCCUAAUCAGAGGAUAACCGCAAAAAAGGGAUUGACUCAUCCUUAUUUCGCUGGGGUCAAAUUAGUUCCACCUCCACUGCCAAAGAAAAACUGACGUAGAUUUUAUGGUCGAUCGAAUCGCUGUAUUUUUAUAUAUUUUUACAUGAAACUUAAAUGCGAAAUAAUUUUGGAUGGAAAUAACUUAAUACUGCGAGUGUGUUCAAAAGUCUAUAGUCUAAAUAUAUAUAUUUUUACUUGUAUAAAUUAAUUUUUGAUUUGUCAAUGUUAUCUUCCACGCCUUCCUUAAUUCUUCCUCAUUUUCCAUUCAUUGCACAAUGAAUAUGAAUAUAUUCAAUUAUAUUUUUUCAAUAAUUAUAUAUAGAUAUAUUUUUUAUUUAUAUUUUAUAUAUACUUUCAAAAAUUGUGCGUGGCAUUAAGAAGUAUAAAUUAAAUCAUUAUCAAGCUUAUAUAAAAAAUAUCUUUAAAAAAUGCGUGAUUUAUAAUGUCCAACGAAGUAAAACGAUAUAAUCAUUCAUAACAUAGAAUCGUAAAUUCAUUGAUAUUUGAAGAACAUGUUUCCGACACCUAUUAAUCUUCCACAUAUGGAAGAUACGAGGUUGGAAAUUAUGUGUGGAUUUAGUUGGAAAAAUAGGACUUGCGAAGACAAGUCCCUGUUUCGUUUUGUCUCGAAUUUUUAUUUUAUUUUCGAAUCAAUCUUUUCUAUUCGGUUGAAAUUAGAUCUAAAAUAAAAAAAUUUAUUUUUACUUAAGAAUAGCUUCGUCAAUAAAAAGAAGAUAUCUGCUCUAGCAAGUGUAGUUAUGACUUUCCUAUUGUUAUUUUCUCUAAAUUACUAAUUAGUUUGCACUCUUUCUUUUAUGAAAUGAACAGGAUGCUCCAGACUUCGUGGUUCUUUUAUAUUUGUACACGAAUUAAUUAAG
Molecule: messenger RNA, 1985 nt
Organism: Temnothorax curvispinosus
Lineage: Eukaryota; Metazoa; Arthropoda; Insecta; Hymenoptera; Formicidae
Product: cyclin-dependent kinase 2-like
Exons: 5
Coding region: 263-1162 (299 amino acids)
Biological process (GO): signal transduction; G1/S transition of mitotic cell cycle; regulation of G2/M transition of mitotic cell cycle
Cellular component (GO): cytoplasm; cyclin-dependent protein kinase holoenzyme complex; nucleus
Molecular function (GO): cyclin-dependent protein serine/threonine kinase activity; ATP binding; cyclin binding
Source: RefSeq, a predicted model, not a curated record